UUCUUAUUGACCGACCAAGAUGGCGAAGGCGGUGGUGACCUUGUACGGCGAUGACGCCCGCGUGUAUGGCUCGCUCGUCCUGAGCCAGUCGAACGAAGAUGCCAAGACGCUCGUCGUCGGCAACCUCAAGGGCCUCUCGGCCGGCAAGCACGCGCUCCACAUCAACGUCUUUGGCGAUGUCUCCAACGGCGGCGCGUCCACGGGUGGUGUCUUCAACCCCUUUGGCAAGGCCCACGGCGCCCCGGAGGACGAAGAGCGCCGCGUCGGCUCGCUCGGCAACAUCCAGGUCGACGAGGAAGGCAACGCCAAGGUCCACGUUGAAGACGCGCUCCUCAAGCUCAUUGGCCCGCACUCGGUCAUUGGCCGCUCGCUCGUGAUCCACGAAAACGAAGACGACCUUGGCAAGGGCGGUCAUGAGCUCAGCCUCCAGAACGGCAACGCCGGCCCGAUCAAGGCCUUUGGUGUCAUUGGCAUCUCGGCGUAAACGUACUCGUAUUGCUACUUGACACCGUGGUGAUGCGUGGAUCCCAGCAUUGAACACCGACGAUGAAGUUAUGUGAUCGA
Messenger RNA from Saprolegnia diclina VS20, 564 nucleotides. RefSeq names its product copper/zinc superoxide dismutase. NCBI's taxonomy places the organism in Eukaryota, Oomycota, Saprolegniomycetes, Saprolegniales, Saprolegniaceae. Gene Ontology annotation, biological process: removal of superoxide radicals. The transcript is spliced from 2 exons. Bases 20 to 484 code for a protein of 154 amino acids. Gene Ontology annotation, molecular function: copper ion binding; superoxide dismutase activity. The record is from RefSeq and is a predicted model, not a curated record.